Messenger RNA from Haliotis rufescens (red abalone), 837 nucleotides. RefSeq lists its product as uncharacterized. The transcript has a single exon. Bases 1 to 837 code for a protein of 278 amino acids. The record is from RefSeq and is a predicted model, not a curated record. Lineage: Eukaryota; Metazoa; Mollusca; Gastropoda; Lepetellida; Haliotidae.
AUGGGCACCAAAGUAUGUAUCGACGGAGACCUGACCGCCAAAGGAUGCACCGAUGGACACAUGGCCACCAAAGUAUGUAUCGACGGAGACCUGACCGCCAAAGGAUGCAAUGGUCAACACAUGGCCACCAAAGUAUGUAUCGACGGAGACCUGACCGCCAAAGGAUGCAAUGGUCAACACAUGGCCACCAAAGUAUGUAUCGACGGAGACCUGACCGCCAAAGGAUGCAAUGGUCAACACAUGGCCACCAAAGUAUGUAUCGACGGAGACCUGACCGCCAAAGGAUGCAAUGGUCAACACAUGGCCACCAAAGUAUGUAUCGACGGAGACCUGACCGCCAAAGGAUGCACCGAUGGACACAUGGCCACCAAAGUAUGUAUCGACGGAGACCUGACCGCCAAAGGAUGCACCGAUGGACACAUGGCCACCAAAGUAUGUAUCGACGGAGACCUGACCGCCAAAGGAUGCAAUGGUCAACACAUGGCCACCAAAGUAUGUAUCGACGGAGACCUGACCGCCAAAGGAUGCAAUGGUCAACACAUGGCCACCAAAGUAUGUAUCGACGGAGACCUGACCGCCAAAGGAUGCAAUGGUCAACACAUGGCCACCAAAGUAUGUAUCGACGGAGACCUGACCGCCAAAGGAUGCAAUGGUCAACACAUGGCCACCAAAGUAUGUAUCGACGGAGACCUGACCGCCAAAGGAUGCACCGAUGGACACAUGGCCAACAAAGUAUGUAUCGACGGAGACCUGACCGCCAAAGGAUGCACCGAUGGACACAUGGCCACCAAAGUAUGUAUCGACGGAGACCUGACCGCCAAAGGAUGCACCGAUUGA